Triplophysa rosa is the source of this 4381-nucleotide messenger RNA. It is a transcript of the gene nbr1b, whose product is annotated as NBR1 autophagy cargo receptor b. Gene Ontology annotation, cellular component: phagophore assembly site. Lineage: Eukaryota; Metazoa; Chordata; Actinopteri; Cypriniformes; Nemacheilidae. The record is from RefSeq and is a predicted model, not a curated record. Bases 155 to 3151 code for a protein of 998 amino acids. Gene Ontology annotation, biological process: macroautophagy. Gene Ontology annotation, molecular function: ubiquitin binding. The transcript is spliced from 21 exons.
AAUUUUCCUGUCAGCUGAUGCUGUGGGUGUGUUCAGGUCGCUGAUGUAAACAUAAAGGACCAUUUUGAUCAGAGAAAUCUCGAAGCCAGGCCAUAGUAAGCCCUCAGAGCUUGUAUGAUACCACAUAUGCAACGCUUUAAAUAACAUUUGCGCCAUGGACUUCUAUAUCAAUGUGAAAGUGAAUUUCCGGGGGAAUGCGAAGAGUUUUUUGCUGUCUGGCUCAGAGACGAAGAGUUGGGAGUCAAUGGAGGCCAUGGUGAAGAGGUCUUUCGGCCUGUGUCAUUUACAGUUGACCUAUUUCGAUGAGGAAAAUGAAGAGGUCUCACUUAACAGUCAAUUGGAAUAUGAAGAGGCCCUGAAGGGUGCUGCACGUCAGGGGAACAGACUACAAAUGAAUGUGUAUGAAACGAGGGGCAGCACAGCCAGGGUGCCCGGACCAGGUCCACCACCAGGGUCAGGGGUGGGUUUGGGGCAUGUGAAACCCGGCAGUGUUGGAGAACCCAAGAAAGGAUUUAGGCCUCCUCAGUACUGCCCUACUUUGGCACAAGUGGUGAGUCGCAAAGUUCAGGCUGCAGUCCCAGAGGAAGGAUUGGUGCUUGUUAAUGAAGCUAAAGGUGGAAAGGUGGAAGAUAAGACGCCCCCAGCUUGGUUCACUUCGUAUAUGGAAAAGUUUAAGGACCAGGUGGUUAGAGAGGCGGUAGAGAAGAUUUGUAGGGAGUUUUCCGGACAGUGCUGCAUCCAUAAGCCAGUGGAAGCAGAGGCACAGAUUCCUGAGGUCACCUCAUCCACUCUCCCUGGGGCACCAAGUUCAGCUCCAGCCUGCAGCAGCUGCCGUGGCCAGACUGCAGGAGGUGGAUACCAAUGCAGUGUGUGUACAUCCUGCACUCUGUGUGAGCCUUGUAGCUUCUCACACGAUCCAAGCCACAACCUUGUGAGAGCCAGAACCCCCCUCUCUAUUCCUGAACACGGCUCCCCAGCUCCAGACCACAGCAGGUUCUACAGAAGGGGUGACCGGAGCUUUCGUAAAGCAGAGAAGCAGCGUCUUAAAGCUGAGAAGCGGCAGCUUAAGGCGGAAGUGAAGGAGAUCAGGAAGCAGCUGAGGAUGGAGAGGAGAGGGCUGCAGUGGAACGCAGCUGGUGAGGGAAGCUCCUCACCCGUCCUGUUACAGCCGCGGGCCACACAGGCAAACAGCCCAGAUCGUCCUAAGCGUCCGUGUCCUCUGGCCGUGCCAGCCAUGACAGCUCUACUUCUGGAUGAAAACCUGCCUGAUGGAUCACGUCUACGUCCUGGGACCAAGUUCAUCAAAUACUGGAAAAUGAAAAACAGUGGAAGAUUGUGCUGGGACUCAGAGACCAAGCUGAAGUUCAUGUGGGGGAAUCUGGCAGUGGGUUCGGGUGAACGAUGGCGAGAGGUUGCGGUACCCACGCUGCAGCCGGGUCAGGUGGGUGUCGUCAGCGUGGCGCUCUGCGCUCCAACAUUAGAGGGCACCUAUACCUCCCACUGGCGUCUGGCACAUAGGGGCGAACAGUUCGGGCCACGUGUGUGGUGUAGUAUCGUUGUGGAUCCAAAUGCUCCUACAGCUAUCUGUGCUGAUGGGCUUCUGGUGUCUCCCUGCGUCACUCCACAGGAAAAGUCUUCCCGCACUUUGGAGAGAGAGGAGAAAUCCCAGGCUGCCUCAAGAGACCAACUGCUCUUAUCCGUGAACCAAGACUGUGAUCAGGAAUUCUACAUUCCAUCUGUGGACUUACUCACAGCUCAGGAUUUGCUGUCUUUUGAACUGCUGGACAUCAACAUUGUGCAGGAGCUGGAGAGUGUGCCAAACAACACUCCUGCAGACAUUACUCCAUGCAUAUCACCUCUGCCUCAUGAUGGACCUCUUCAGGAGAAGCCAACACUGGGGCUGAUUCAAGAAGAAACAGAAGCCCAAGGCGUCAACACCAUCCUAGAUGUGACUCAGGGGACAGAACUAGAGGGAGUUCCAGCCCAAGAGAAAGGAGAUGAGAGUAUCAUUGAGCCUCAGUUUGUGAGUCCUUCUGUAAUCCGCUCACUUACCCUCUCUGAAGCUACAGAACAUGGGACACUUUGUGGGCGAUGCCCAGCUACAGUGGUGCGUCCAUCACCUCAAGGUUCAGUGUCUCUUUGUGAGAGGAAAGCAGACAGAGUUCCAGAAACUGGGAUAAUAACAGCUCAUCUCAAAACAGAGGCUGUACAAGUCUCCACCCCUGCUCCGCCCCAUGAAGAAACAACUGAGAUACCUGCUCCUCUGCUAGCUGUUCCAACAGACCUCAUUGCCACAGAUGAGGGUCAUGAAUCUGACAUUGAACAAAUCAUGAUGGAACCUGCAACCGGGGAACAGGUGGAGGAAGAAGAGGAGGAACUGGACAGGAAAGAGGAAGUGAAGGAUGCAGAAGCAGCUAAGGAAAUUCGCAGCAGAACCUCAUCAGCCUCCUCGGAAGAUUACAUCAUCAUCCUCCCCGAUUGCUUUGACACCAGCCGUCCACUAGGGGAGUCCAUGUACAGCUCAGCCAUGUCCCAACCUGAAGAAGAGCCUGCAGAGGGAGCCAUAGAGGGAGAGAAGCUAGAAUCGGUGGAGGCUGCAGAGCUCCAGAGCCCUACCGCUGCUGCGGUUAAUUCAGAUGCUAAUGACAUGCUCUGUGCCUCUCAGACUCUGGACGCUGUGCCUCUGACUCCUGUGAUCGUUGUGGCACCCAAACCUUCAAUCAAAUCCUGCCCAGAGGUGAAGAAUGGAGCAGAAGAGCAAGAGGAGAAUGAUCCUAGUGAAUCAGAAGACCCCAAAGAGAAAGUAGAUGCUAAUCCUAAUCAAUCUGACCCUGAAAACUCACCUGUGACUGUAGCGAAGUCUGAGACAGACGAGCUCAGAGCUAAUAGCAUCACAGGUGGACUGGUGAAGGGAGCUCUGUCUGUAGCAGCAUCUGCCUACAAAGCUCUGUUUACCGGACAGACGGGUUCUGAGAAGCUUCCAGAAGAUGCAGCAUCUCACGACGCCAUGAUGGCCGUGCUGGUAGAGAUGGGAUUUGGUGACCGAGCUCUGAAUCAGCGUUUGCUGCAGAAACACAACCGCAACCUGCUGGAUGUGGUAAACGAACUGGUGCAGAUGACUGACAACGACUGGUACACCACACGCUACUGAGACGCUCUUCAGUACUUCUGUUCCUAUAUCUUUUCACUUCUGUCUCUCUUCCUCUGUGCACAGCAGCCCAUUCAACGAUACAGACUCUUGUUCCAUCUGGGUUGUAAAUGAUGAUGUGUUUGAAUCAUUAGAGAACCAGCUCAUCUCCAUUAUAAUCGUGCUUGUUAAAGUUUGUCAGUAGUGGGCAUUAUUGUUAUUAUAAAGGCAAUCAUGGGUAGAUUAUGAACACUAAUACAGUAAGUAUUAUUCCAAAACAAUCCAAACUGUCUUGCUUUAAAUGAAAGGAUGACUUGAAAGAAUAGUGUACUUUACCAGAAAUCCUUUGUUAGUUAUGAGAGUAUGAAAAGGUGUGCGUUGUGAUUAUUUAUCAUAUUUAAAUGAGUCGUUUCGGUUCCAAGUUAAAUGUGAAAUAGAUUUGGCUUUGUGUAGACUGUGUUUAUUAUGAGCCAAGACCAAACAGACUUAACAUGGAUGACAAAAUUACUCUUCACUUGUAGAGAUUGUUUAAACUUUUAAAAUUUGUAGCACUUAAUGCUUAUACAUGUUGAAAUUAUUAUUCUUUUUAAAACCGUUAAUUGGUUCCUAAAAGGUUCACGUAGGGCACAUAUUGCACUUUGCAAAUACAUUGCUAUUUGUACGUCAGUUGUCUAAAGGUCAUGGCUUGAAGUAGCAAUGCAUUUCAAGAGUUUAAAUGGGGCUGGAAUUAUUGUUUUAAUUUAUGCUUCAAAUGUUUAAGGACAGCAAAGGCAAUCAUGAAAUAUAUACUCCAAUUUUAAUGAAAAUGGUGAGAGACCUAAAAAACGCAUAUCCUUCAUUCCAAUACCAGAAAACUGAAUCAUGCAAAUGACAUAUAUUUUGGUAAUCAAAACUCUUGUAUUUAGUGUAAUGAAGAUUGUAUCUGAAAGCUUUUCUUUAAUGGGAGAUUUUGAAACUACCUAAUGUCUAGAGUGAACAGCAUUCCCUGUUAAACAUUAAGCGUCACCUAAUUUUCACUUUUUUCAGAAAGUGAUUAUUUAAACCAUCACGUGAUUGUUUUUUCUAGUGCUAUGGUUUAUCUGUAUGAUUUUAGCACAUUCCAUAUGAAAAGCAGUAGUUUGGUUUUGGAUUGAUCUAUUCGGAUCAUGUGAUUCUGAAGCAUAUUCCAUGGAGACGGAUGCUCCUCAUAGUCUUUGCUCGUGUCAUGGGCAAAAAUCUAAUGCACACAUAUGUCUGUAAUAAAUAUACUAACAA